GAAUGUUUAGAGGGACAUCACCAGUUGGCGGACCGUAUCUAGGAAUGGUACCGGGGCCACAGAUACCGGCCUACACAGGAUUCUACCCCGAUGCGAGCGCCGGACCUUCUUCUUCCUCCUUUCGACCUGGGUUUGUUUCGAGUACGUUCAUUCUAGAUAACGAGGGUUUCACCUUAGACGAACUCGACAGCCUGACUCCAGAUGAUCCUGUCGCUCACGGUGACCUCGAUGUCUUGGGGUAUUCACAGCUAGGAGGAGCACCACUUGGGAUCUCUCAGCAGCAGACACUGCAGCCCCUUUUGCGUCCUGAGCGACAGGUGAGGUCUCCGGAUCGUCACACAUACUCCGAGGGCCAUGUCUGUGCCCAGCAGAGGGCUAAGAGGGUCCGACGCCCUAGGGGUGGUUAGAUAUAUCUGAUGUUUAUUUGUAAUGAGAUAGAUGUGGACCGCUUAUUUGUAUCCGAUGUUUAUGAUUGUGGUAGUUUACUUGUCAUUUGUUU
Panicum virgatum (switchgrass) is the source of this 499-nucleotide messenger RNA. RefSeq lists its product as uncharacterized. Lineage: Eukaryota; Viridiplantae; Streptophyta; Magnoliopsida; Poales; Poaceae. The transcript has 3 exons. The record is from RefSeq and is a predicted model, not a curated record. The coding region runs from base 3 to 407 and encodes 134 amino acids.